Xiphias gladius (swordfish) is the source of this 4779-nucleotide messenger RNA. RefSeq names its product coiled-coil and C2 domain containing 1B (gene cc2d1b). Lineage: Eukaryota; Metazoa; Chordata; Actinopteri; Istiophoriformes; Xiphiidae. Gene Ontology annotation, biological process: regulation of transcription by RNA polymerase II. The record is from RefSeq and is a predicted model, not a curated record. The transcript has 26 exons. Gene Ontology annotation, cellular component: nucleus. The coding region runs from base 180 to 2840 and encodes 886 amino acids. Gene Ontology annotation, molecular function: RNA polymerase II cis-regulatory region sequence-specific DNA binding; DNA-binding transcription repressor activity, RNA polymerase II-specific.
CGCAUGCGUAUUUAUACAAACCCAUUAUAAUGUCGAACUGCAGAAUUGAAACUGCUCUUGUGAAAACUACCCGGUGAAGUGGUGAAUGAGCAGGGGUCGUUUGGAUCACUGGAGUGUCGCUGUGGGCUUGUUAGACAACAAGCCAGAACAACAACAACAACGACAACAACAACAAAAACAUGUUUGGUAAAAAGAAGAGAGCACCACAGCCCAAAGGCCAGGGCGCUGCUGCAGCCAAGCAGAUGGGUUUGUUUGUAGACCUGGACCCUGAGGAGAUGAUGAUGGGUAUGGAGGAGAAUCUGGACGACCCGGACUUGGAGGCAGAACUUGCUGCUAUCACUGGAAAUAAAGCUGAUGUCAGAGGGAGAGCCAAGCAGAAGGGGAGGAGCCCUUUGCCCAUGGAAGACAUUGCAAGAAUGGCUGAUGAGUGUAUGAGAGAUGUGGAUGAGGACGAAGAUUUCGACAAUGUGGAAGACGACGAAGAUCUGCUGGCAGAGCUACAGGAAGUGGUGGGUGAGGGGGAAGCUGAGGAUGCUGCAACUGUUUCCUCCACAUCUUCUGACACUGUUGAAUCUUCUCAAGCUGAAACUCCAGAGUCCCCACAGCCGCAGCAGCAGGAAGUAAAGGUCUCCUCAGCGGCCCCCGGCAGCCUCCUGCACACCCUGGAGGAGAGGGUAGCCAUGUAUAAGACAGCCUUACAAAAUGCCAAGAGCGCAGGGGAGACCUCCAAAGCCAGGAGAUUCGAUCGCGGUUUGAAGAAUUUGGAGACGAUGUUAGCUGCUGUGUAUAAGGGGAGGCCUGUGAACGAGGCAGAAAUCCCUCCUCCUGUUGCCACUGGGGCCCCGAGGGCUCCCCCUCGCCCUGCCGUUCCUCCACGGCCUGCACCCCCUGUACCCUCGCGUCCUGAACGCUCUCCUUCGGAUCAGCAGGAGAAGUCGGAGGCCACUACACCACCGGCUGCUGUACCAGAGAUCAUCACGCCCACCAGUGAAGAGGAGCAGUCGUCUUCCACCCUGAGCAGCGUCCCAUCUCCAGAGAAGCAGACAGAGGAACUUGCUGACCUGCCGCAGACCAGUCAGACAGAUGUGAACGAGGCAACCAUGACGAUACUUUUGGAGAGGCAGAAAGAAUACAAGAUGGCAGCUCUGAAAGCAAAGAAGCAGGGAGAUGUGGAGCAAGCUAAACUUUACUUCAAGACCAGCAAGAGGUUCGAUGCAGUGAUUGAGGCAUUGGAGAAAGGACAAGCAGUCGACCUGAGUGGCCUUCCACCAUCUCCAGGACAGGGUCCGGGAGGAAGCUCUGCUCAACCGAAGGAACUUUCCUCUGGUCAAAUGGCACAUGUCACACAACCGGUUUCAGCAACUCCAGCCCCUGCAGCCCCAUCAGCCCCUGCAGCUCCCAAAGACGUGCUGGAGGCUCUCGAGCAGAGAAGAGACAAGUAUGUGGAGGCGUCCGCUCAGGCUAAAGCCAGCGGAGAUGAUCGCAAGGCCCGAAUGCAUGACCGCAUUGCCAAGCAAUACCAGAACGCCAUCCGAGCUCACAAAGCAGGAAAAGCAGUCAACUUUGACGAGCUGCCGGUUCCCCCUGGCUUUCCUCCGAUCCCGGGGCAGAAGGCGGCAGGAGCUGAGCAGGGAUUCAUUGCUGCUCUGGAGGCAGCCAGUAAGCUAGCCUCUACUGAUGCUGCUGAAGUACCAGAUGAAGAAGAUGAGGAGAAAGAAGAGGAGUCAAAUUCUGCUGUUCCAGAAGAGCUAAAGAGGUCUACGUUGGACGUCUCCACCGCAGGUCAAGGACACAAAAGGACUCCUUCAGCUUCACCUGACAGAUCAGCUGCUAGGGAAGGACUCUCACCGACAACGGUUCAGCAGCUGGAGUUCCUGGAGGGUCGGAAGAAGCAGUACAUGAAGGCGGCGCUGCAGGCGAAGCAGAAGAACGACAUGGAGCAGGCCAAGAUUUUCCUCCGCACCGCCAAGGGCUUUGACCCCAUGAUCGAGGCGGCACGCAGCGGGAAAACAGUGGACAUAAGCCUGGUGCCAUCGCCCCCUGGUGACGAAGACGACGACUUCAUCCUGGUUCAUCACAGCGACGUUCAGAUCUCAGAGAAAGCAGAGCAGGUUUACAUGCAACUGGCCAAGAUCCUCAAAGAGCAGUACGAGAAAUGUAUGACUCACUCCAAGCAAUUCACACACCUGGGGAACGUCUCCGAAACUACAAAAUUUGAGAAGAUGGCGGAGAGUUGUAAGAAGAGUCUGGAGGUCCUGAAGCUGGCUCAGUCCAGGGGUCUGUCCCCUCCUAAACAUCACUUUGAGGAGAGGUUGUUUCGCACUGUCAGGAUAUUUCCAGAGCUGAGCAGCACUGACAUGGUGGUUGUUAUCGUAAAAGGGAUGAAUCUUCCUGCGCCAAGUGGAGUGCAAACGAACGACCUGGAUGCCUACGUCAAGUUUGACUUCCCCUACCCCAGCACGGAGCAGCCUCAGAAACACAAAACAGCUGUCAUCAAGAACACUAACUCCCCAGAAUACAACCAGAGCUUCACGCUGUCAAUCAACCGCAACCACCGCGGCUUCAGGAGGGUGGUGAUGUCUAAAGGCCUCAAACUGGAGCUGCUGCACAAAGGAGGUUUCCUGCGGAGCGACAAGCCGAUUGGGACGGCCCUCGUGAAGCUGGACAAACUGGAGUCACACAGUGAAAUCAGGGAAAUUGUAGAGGUGAUGGAUGGUCGUAAGCCCACAGGGGGUCGGGUUGAAGUGAAGGUCCGACUGAGGGAGCCCCUGAGUGGUCAGGACAUGCAGACGACCACCGAGCGCUGGCUGGUGAUCACCCAGUCACAGGUACUUGUUUAGAUAAUCCUGGAAGAUUCAAGAUAACAUACAUGAUACAGAUUAAAAGGCACUCCGGCAUAAAGUCUCUGAGGAGGAAGGGGUGGAGAGAGGAAGGCGUUUUGGAUCUGAUGAGGACGGUCUGUCAUUCAGAUUAGACUCGGACCUACAUGGGUCUUUGACUUUUUCAAACUUUUGCACAUUUGCAAGACACAAGAGCUCCCUUUCACACAGCAGUCGACCAGGAGGAGGAAAGGAACCGGUUUAGUGUAGGUCAGCCGGCCUCUGGCUCAGUGACAUGAACCUCGUGUCUGUCUUCAGUCUGAGGGGCUGCUGUGGGGUUGUGAUGCACCAGGCAGACUUUAGGGCAACAAGGUGAAGGCUAUUUAAUUAAUCUGAUUUAAAUUAGAGAAAAACACUCACGGUUGCCCACAAUUUUUCCUCGUGCAUCAGUGCGGCUCCUGGAGGACGGCAGUGUGUCCUGUGCUAAUGUUGAAGGGGCUCAGUGUCGAGCUAACCUGAUCCUGCUGCCCGACUUGACUUUAGUUAAUAUAUUAUAUCAAAGAAUGUGUACAUAUAUCUCAUAUUAUACAGCUCUGGUAUCUAGAACUGCACCUAUGCACUAAUACCAAAGUAAUCACAGUUGCUGUAAAAUCCUGCAUAUUUGAAAUCGCCUUCAGCUGCCAAACCUGCUUCAGUGGACGACACGAGAGGGUCAUAUGUGUGACGGUACGUAAAUGGUCAGGGUUUUCUAUUAUUUUUCCACACAAUUCAUCUGCUGCUCAGUGUGAUAACAUCAGGCAGAGGCAGUACCCUCACAGAUGUUUUACAGGAGUAUGCCACAUAAUGACGAUACAAUACAAUGUACAAUUAUAGAACUAUUUUAAAAGACCACACUCCGUUUUUGGCACCUUUCACUUUGAUUAAUAAGUCAUUAAACUGUGGUUACUAAACUGUACAUGUAUUUAUCCCUAGCUCUAAGUGUGUUACACUUGCAUCUCACUUGUCUUGUUUACACUGAAUAGCAGCAAUUUGAGCAGUGUGUGUGAGAAACAAGUUUAAGAGUUUCAGUCUAGAAAGCUAAAUAUCUUAUAACAGAUAAUCAUAUCGCAGAUGAUUAUGUCAAAAAGUAUUUUCUAAAUUAACACCAAAAGGCUGACUUAGUUAAAGUAAUAGUUCAACCUUUUGAGAAAUGCACUUAAAUCGUUAAAUGAGAAGAUGGAUACCACUCCCGUGCCUGGGGGUUAAAUAUGAAGCUGCAGUUGGAACACGCUUAGCUUAUCUUAGCUUAGCGUGAAGAUCAGAACAUCUCUCCAAAGUUUAAAAAUACACUUCCCCACACCCCUGAAGCUAACUAAUGGACACGUUGUAUCCCAAGCAGAGAUGUUUUGUGUCUGUAGGUGUAUUAUUUUACACUUUGGAGUUAGUCAGGCUAGCUGUUUCCCCUCUGCCAGUCUUGAUGCUAAGCUAAGCUACGCAGCUCCGGGCACAGACAUGAGGGUGGUGUUGAUCUGACUCUCAGUGAGAGAGAAAAUUAGAUAAUUUCCCAAAACAUUAAACUAUUUAUUUAAAUGUGUGGAACUAUUUUUCUAAAACUAUGCAUCACUUCUCUCAUGCGGUGGAUACUGAAUCUUGGGGUUGAUCCCUCAGUGUUUUUAAAAGGCCAGUUCACCCAAAUUACAAAAAGAAAUUUAGUAAAUGGUUUAUAACACACUAUAAUGUUGUUAAAAGCAGGUAUGUGUUUAUUAAUGUUUGUCAACAAGUCACUCCUAUGUGUGCAACCAAAAGUGGAGGCAUUAUAAUGAAAAUUCACUAGCACGCAGUUGUAUAAAAUAAAGUCUAAGAAGUUAUAAUUGUUAAAUACUGUACAUUAAUACAAAUGUAAAAAAGUCCUAAUAUUUGCGUAUAACUACAUUGUACUGUGUUAUAAACAUUUAUUAAAUGCGUAUUUACUGCUUAUAAA